Molecule: messenger RNA, 511 nt
Organism: Sinocyclocheilus rhinocerous
Lineage: Eukaryota; Metazoa; Chordata; Actinopteri; Cypriniformes; Cyprinidae
Product: complement factor H-related protein 4-like
Exons: 2
Coding region: 40-435 (131 amino acids)
Source: RefSeq, a predicted model, not a curated record
CUAAAAUUAAGAUUUACUAAUGCCACAUUUUUUUUGGUGAUGACAGUCUCAGGGAAAUGUGGACCACCACCAGAUGUAAACGAUGCAGAUACAAUAGAACUGAAAAAAGAUGAAUACAAUACAGGGGAGAGAGUUGAAUACAGCUGCUUUAAUAAAUACACUUUGGAUCUGCGUCCACCUUUCUCCAGAUACUUGACCUGUGAGCAAGGAGAAUGGAGAGGGAAUAUUAGGUGUUUAAAGCCCUGUACAGUGACGGUAGAGGAAAUGGAAAGAAGAGGUUUAGAGUUGGCCUAUGCUGAUCGACAAAAGAUGUUCGCACCACAUGAUGAUCACAUCACCUUUAUGUGUCAGAGGGGCAAAGUUUCAGGAGGUGUUCCCCUAAGACAACAGUGUAAUGAUGGAGUGAUAACUUUACCUGAGUGUGUGAGACAGUGAGAGUAAAACUUUGCUAAAUCACUACUAAGUAAAAACUAAUGGAGCAGAUCAAAAUAAAAAAAAAAUUUCCCAAUCA